CCCGAGGACUAUCUCCAACCAACGUAGAGUCCGGCCACCCAUGAGAAAAGGCAGGAUAAAUCGCCUUGUAAAGGCGUUGAACCGUACUCAUUAUGGCCCAUUUGCUCUGCACACUAUUCGGGAAGGGCGCGUCCCAUCCUCGGCGGACCGCGAGGAGCUCGUUCUGAGGAGCCCCGCCACAGGCGAAGCGAUCUGCACCGUCGUGAUGUCAAGUCGCGAUGACGUCCAGAAGACCGUAUACCACGCGCACGAGGUAUACAAGUCGGGUGUCUGGUCCAGAGCUUCGCAUAGUUUCCGAGCCGCCGUCCUUUCGAACCUCGCGAGAGAAGUAGAGUUAAACCUCAAGGAGUUUGCGAAGAUGGAGACGCUGCAGACGGGAAGAGCGAUUAGGGAGAUGAAUGCUCAGCUAGGACGCCUGCCUGAGUGGCUUGACUAUUACGCAGCAUUACUCCGCACUGGUCAAGACUUUGUAGCCCCGACUCAGGGAAAGCUGCUCAACUACGUGCAGCGCGUUCCCCUUGGUGUUGUUGCACAGAUCACGCCGUUCAAUCAUCCCUUAUUCAUUGCCAUCAAGAAGAUUGCACCCGCACUCGCUGCUGGUAACUCAGUCAUCGUGAAGCCCAGUGAACUCACACCUAUGUCGGUCAUUACGUUCGCUGAGCUGGCAGCUCUAGCCGGAGUACCACCGGGCGUAUUGUCGGUGCUACCUGGCUAUGGGAGAGAAAUUGGUCCUGAACUGGCAUCUAACCCGCUGGUGAGAAAGGUCGACAUCACGGCAGGCACGGCUACUGGUCGCGCUCUCGGUAGCAUCGUCGGCAACAACCUGGCAGCAUUUACUGCAGAACUGGGCGGAAAGGCCCCGAUUGUGGUGUUCAACGAUGCAGAUCUUCAGGCUGCCGUGAAUGGAGCCGCCUUCGCAUGCUUCGUCGCUUCUGGCCAGACGUGCGUGUCUGGCACCAGACUUAUCGUUCAGGACGAGAUUUACGACGAGUUCAUCAAGCGUUUCUUGAUCAAAGUAGAGAACAUCAAGAAGCGCAUGGGCAAUCCAAUGAACCCGGCGUCAACUAUGGGGACAGUCAUCGGUCCGAAACAAUUGGAGAGGAUUGAGCAGCUCGUGCAACGACGAGGGUCCGGGAAGAUAGUUGCUGGCGGCCAUCGGAUGACUGGCUCGUCGCCGCUGGAUGGAUUUGACCUCUCCAAGGGUUGCUUCUUUCCUCCCACCGUGAUCACCGAUAUAUCCACCGAGGACGACUUGUGGAUAGAGGAAAUCUUCGGCCCCGUCGUUGUGGUGAAGCGCUUUUCUGACGAGGCAGAAGGUGUCACCCUCGCCAAUGCUUGCAAGUACGGUCUGGGAGCAGGCAUCUGGACGUCUGACUUGUCACGCGCUCACCGAAUCUCCGCCGAGAUUGAGGCGGGCUUAGUGUGGGUCAACACCCAUCACCGCAAUGACCCAAGUUCCCCAUGGGGAGGUAUGAAAGAGAGUGGGAUGGGAAGAGAGAAUGGCGUCGAGGCAUUGCAAGCUUAUUCGCAAAGCAAAUCAAUCAUAGUGAACACCGCCUCGGCGCAAGAGACAAUUGAGCAGCAAGACUGGUUCGCCGAAACCGGUGGCGAGAAACGAUAUGGGUAAUCGAUCUAUAACUAGCAUAUCACAACAGUCUACUCUAUGUUCUACGCCGACGUCGAACAUGAUGUUUUCGGCUCAGUACAGACGAUCGGUGGUUUUUGAGACGCAAAACCCGGAAUUCACGCAUGUGUCCAUCCUCAUCUGGAGACCCAUCGGCACAUGCAAGUCUCCGACCACUU
Messenger RNA from Laetiporus sulphureus 93-53, 1803 nucleotides. Its product is annotated as aldehyde dehydrogenase. The transcript has 13 exons. The coding region runs from base 41 to 1627 and encodes 528 amino acids. The record is from RefSeq and is a predicted model, not a curated record. Lineage: Eukaryota; Fungi; Basidiomycota; Agaricomycetes; Polyporales; Laetiporaceae. Gene Ontology annotation, molecular function: aldehyde dehydrogenase (NAD+) activity.